CGACUGAGGUGGCUUGGGACACAAUCGCUGAACCCAGGAAAGACCCAGCGACUUCGGGUAGGACCCAGCGACCUCAGGAAGGACCCAGCGACCUCAGGAAGGACCCAGCGAUCUUUGGAAGGACCCAGCGACCUCAGGAAGGACCCAGGGACCUUUGGAAGGACCCAGCGACCUCAGAAAGGACCCAGGGACCUCAGGAAAGACCCAGCGACCUCAGGAAGAACCCAGUGACCUCAGGAAGGGCCCAGCGGCCUCAGAAAGGGCCCAGCGACCUCAGGAAGGGCCCAGCAACCUCAGGAAGGACCCAGGGACCUCAGGAAGAACCCAGCGACCUCAGGAAGGACCCAGCGACCUCAGAAAGGGCCCAGCGACCUCAGGAAGGGCCCAGCGACCUCAGGAAGGACCCAGCGACCUCGGAAAGGACCCAGGGAACUCAGGAAGGACCCAGCGACCUCAGGAAGGACCCAGCGACAUCAGGAAGGACCCAGCGACCUCAGGAAGGACCCAGCGACCUCAGGAAGGACCCAGCGACCUCAGGAAGGACCCAGCGACCUCAAGAAGGACCCAGCGACCUCAGGAAGGACCCAGCGACCUCAGCAAGGACCCAGCGACCUCAGGAAGGACCCAGCGACCUCAGGAAGGACCCGGCCACCUCAGGAAGGACCCAGCGACCCUAG
This is a messenger RNA of Procambarus clarkii (red swamp crayfish), 677 nucleotides long. The record is from RefSeq and is a predicted model, not a curated record. Lineage: Eukaryota; Metazoa; Arthropoda; Malacostraca; Decapoda; Cambaridae.